AGUUAAACAAAUAUGGCUGCUCUGCCCCGUAGAAUAAUCAAAGAAACGCAGCGUCUGAUGCAGGAACCCGUCCCCGGUAUCAGUGCCAUACCGGACGAACAGAAUGCCCGUUACUUUCACGUAAUCGUGUUCGGCCCGGAGGAUUCACCGUUCGAGGGUGGUCUGUUCAAGCUAGAGCUGUUCCUGCCCGAGGAUUAUCCGAUGUCGGCACCAAAGGUGCGUUUCAUAACAAAAAUCUAUCAUCCAAACAUCGAUCGUCUCGGACGAAUCUGUCUAGACAUUCUUAAGGAUAAGUGGAGCCCAGCGCUGCAGAUUCGUACCGUGCUGUUGUCGAUCCAAGCACUGCUGAGCGCACCGAACCCAGACGAUCCGUUGGCGAACGAUGUGGCCGAGCUGUGGAAAGUGAAUGAAGCGGAAGCGAUUCGAAACGCCAAGGAGUGGACGCAACGGUACGCGAACGUCGACAACUAGAUUCUGAUUAACCAAUUUCCUUAAA
Anopheles marshallii is the source of this 496-nucleotide messenger RNA. Its product is annotated as ubiquitin-conjugating enzyme E2 N. NCBI's taxonomy places the organism in Eukaryota, Metazoa, Arthropoda, Insecta, Diptera, Culicidae. The record is from RefSeq and is a predicted model, not a curated record. The transcript has a single exon. Bases 13 to 471 code for a protein of 152 amino acids.